AUGCCACCUCAUGCAAAGCGAUAUGGUCAGUCAUGUUUGCUCUGUCGUCGAAGAAAGGUUCGCUGCGACGGAUGCAAGCCGAACUGUGGUAGAUGCGCCCACGCAGGCGAGCCGUGCAUCUACGGCAUUCAGGACUCGGCCGUGGCUCGCUUAAGUAAUGCUUUGAACAGAUCGGAACAACGCUUGAGACAGCUGGAGACAGAACUGGGACAGUUGUUGGCUUUAGAUCCUAUUGCUUGUCAGGAAGGGUUUCGGGCCCUUCUGGAUCGUUCCUCGGUCUUAGAAGACAGGGGAAGGGGCAGCACCACUAAGAAUCCUCCCGUCCCAGAGGAUGUUUCUGCCAACGACGGAUCAGCGCGUUCACCGGUGAAUAGACACCACCAAACCACUCGGAGCGCUGACAAUGGACUGGGAGAUGAGGAAGAGGUGGAAGAAAGAUACAGCUCGACCUCAAGGUUUCACUUCGAAGAUCCAGACUCAAGCAUCGAAGGUGAUGUUCCAAACUUUCACGAUGAUACUGCAUAUGUGGACUACCAUCGACGCUGGCUGGCAUCCAAUGCCCGCUUUCACGACCAUUUCGAACAAAUUGCAUACGAUUCCAUCAAGGACGAAGAUGGAAUUGAUGCAGAGACCGCAAGGAUCUUGCUGAAGAUUUACUGGACAUGGCAGGCGCCACUACAUAACUGCGUGUACCGACGAAGCUUCUUUCGAGACAUGGUACUGAAUGGUCCUUAUUUUUCCCGAUUCUUACUCUAUGUCAUAUACGCCCACGCAUCUCGCCAUAUUCCAUCUACUGACCACCGGUACCUGCUAUUGAUGCAGGGCGAGCCCCUCCUUGACCGAGCUAGACUGCUUCUCGUUGACGAGCUCAAGAAGGACAGACCAGCUAUCCCGACCAUCCAAGGUCUACUUAUCCUAGGUGGCCGUCAGUGUGCGGUGGGAAAGAGCAGUGAGGGUUGGCUGUACACGGGGAUGGCGAUCCGAAUGAUCCAAGACCUGGGCCUUCAUCUGCCUCGCCGACUGUGUAUGUCGAUCAUUGAGCCCGACGACUUCGAAACCCAGAAGCGGCUAUACCUAUCCGCAUUUGUUUGGGAUAAAUCCAUCAGCCUAUGUCUAGGACGGGCUCCAUCUCUGCCCACUAUGCUCUAUCCGUCUCAUUGCCUGCUGGAUCAUUCCGACAACCAAGAGAUUUGGAAGCCAUUUUACCUGCAUGAGCAAGAAAUGACCUACAACCCAGUCCCAGGCUACAAUACCACCACCUUUUCUCAUUUUGUCGAGUUGGCAACCCUAGUUAACGAAGCUUUCAGAAAUAUUUUCGGUGCCCGGACGACGGAUGUUGAUCUUUCACGGCUGAAGCGUUUCGAAGAGAAGCUGCGCAAGUUCUACCAAGAGUUACCACGCGAACUUCAAUUAGACGACGGCAUGCUCAAUUCAGCUUGUACACCGCCUCACAUCUGUUGCUUGAACAUUCUAUACCAUACCAUGCUUAUAUUAAUCUACCGACCAUACUUUCUCAAGGAGAACAUGAGGUCUAGGAAAGAUCGCGCUAUAUUUAAGCAUGCAUCGGCCGUUUGCAGUAGGGAAGCCAUAGCAGUCAACACUAUUUUCCAAGCGUACGGUCGAUGGUUCGCAAACAAGAAUCAGACCUACUUGCUUUCAUACUGCGUGUACACUGCGGCAACCGUUGAAGUCAAGCAAGCAAUCCAUCCAGAUCCGGCCAUCUCGUCGAUGGCUAUAGAGUGUCUUGCAACGACACUUGAAAUGCUGGAAGAAGAGGUGAAACAAACGCCCGGAAUUCGAAGAAGUAUCGAUAUCAUCAAGAUGCGCCUUUCGAAACAAUCCUUGUCGCCUCGGACGACAGUAACAGCCUCUACUUCUCUCGCACAAUCCCAUUCAAACCUUUCCGCGAAUAUAGGUGUAAGUCCUGUCCAUUCCAACCUGCUCAGCCCGGCCCAAUUCCAGCAGCAGAGAUCAGAUUGGACGCAAUCACACGAGGAUGCCUUCGCGUAUCAGUCGGUAUCGAAGGCAACUGGCACGUUGGAUCCAGAUAUGCUAAGCAGUGCGGUGCCACAAGGCUCUUUUAGUGGGGAUGCUUUCGAUCCAUGGAACCUUCAAACCCCGGAUGUAGGCGGUGGAUUUGUUCCAGAGAGCCUUAGUUGGUAUACAGACCUAAGAUAA
Molecule: messenger RNA, 2178 nt
Organism: Exophiala spinifera
Lineage: Eukaryota; Fungi; Ascomycota; Eurotiomycetes; Chaetothyriales; Herpotrichiellaceae
Exons: 3
Coding region: 1-2178 (725 amino acids)
Biological process (GO): DNA-templated transcription; regulation of DNA-templated transcription
Molecular function (GO): DNA-binding transcription factor activity, RNA polymerase II-specific; zinc ion binding; DNA binding
Source: RefSeq, a predicted model, not a curated record